This is a messenger RNA of Acanthamoeba castellanii str. Neff, 300 nucleotides long. RefSeq names its product ankyrin repeat-containing protein. The record is from RefSeq and is a predicted model, not a curated record. Lineage: Eukaryota; Discosea; Longamoebia; Acanthamoebidae. The coding region runs from base 1 to 300 and encodes 99 amino acids. The transcript is spliced from 3 exons. Gene Ontology annotation, molecular function: protein binding.
AUGGAGGAGGAGCACUCAACAGCAGAAGCGGCGGCGGCUGGUGAGGCCUUCCUGGAGGCGGUGGCCGCUGGCGACGUGCCGCGUGCGCGCCACGUGGAGAUGGUGGAGCUGCUGCUGGCCAGCGGAGCCGACCCGCACCACCGGUCGAGCGUCGAUGGCAUGCACGCCCUCCACGUGCUCGCCGAACAGGGCCAACGCGACUUCUGCCUGGAGAAGCCGGCGGGCAUACUUCUGCUGCAAGUGCUGCUCGAGGCCGGCGUCGAUCCCAACGUGCCCACCUCGUCCAGCAGCGAGGUGUAA